This is a messenger RNA of Pantherophis guttatus, 2392 nucleotides long. It is a transcript of the gene PPP2R2A, whose product is annotated as protein phosphatase 2 regulatory subunit Balpha. Lineage: Eukaryota; Metazoa; Chordata; Lepidosauria; Squamata; Colubridae. Gene Ontology annotation, cellular component: protein phosphatase type 2A complex. Gene Ontology annotation, molecular function: protein phosphatase regulator activity; protein binding. The record is from RefSeq and is a predicted model, not a curated record.
GGGGAAGGAGGAGGAGGAGGAGGAGGAAGCGGAGAGCGGGGAAGCCCUGGAGAAGCGAAGCCGGCCUUGCCCUCCCCCCCGCUCCCCCGGCGGGCGCGAUCCGCUGCCAUCCUCCCUCCACGUUCUCUCCGAGACCGGCCCGGCGAGAGGAUUGAGAAGCUGAGAGGCCGCUUCCUCCCGACCGCUAAGCAUUGGGCGCCCAGCAUGGCAGGAGCUGGCGGUGGCGGGAAUGACAUUCAGUGGUGUUUUUCUCAGGUGAAAGGCGCUGUGGACGAUGAUGUAGCGGAAGCUGACAUAAUAUCUACAGUAGAAUUUAAUCAUUCUGGAGAAUUGCUAGCGACGGGAGACAAAGGCGGUAGAGUUGUCAUAUUUCAACAAGAGCAAGAGAACAAACUACAGUCUCACAGCAGAGGUGAAUACAAUGUUUACAGUACCUUCCAAAGUCACGAACCAGAGUUUGACUACUUGAAAAGCUUAGAAAUUGAAGAAAAGAUCAACAAAAUUAGGUGGUUACCCCAGAAAAACGCUGCUCAAUUUUUAUUGUCUACGAAUGACAAAACAAUAAAACUAUGGAAAAUCAGUGAGAGAGAUAAGCGGCCGGAAGGCUACAACUUAAAAGAAGAAGAUGGCCGGUAUAGAGACCCCACAACAGUCACUACUUUACGGGUGCCAGUAUUUAGACCCAUGGAUCUCAUGGUGGAAGCCAGUCCUCGAAGAAUAUUUGCCAAUGCUCACACGUAUCACAUCAAUUCUAUCUCCAUUAAUAGUGAUUAUGAAACAUACUUGUCCGCGGAUGACUUGAGGAUUAAUUUGUGGCAUCUAGAAAUCACAGAUAGAAGUUUUAAUAUCGUAGAUAUUAAGCCUGCCAACAUGGAAGAGCUGACGGAGGUAAUAACAGCAGCCGAAUUCCACCCAAACAGCUGCAAUACUUUUGUGUACAGCAGUAGCAAGGGAACUAUUCGCCUGUGUGACAUGCGUGCCUCGGCGCUCUGUGACAGGCAUUCGAAAUUAUUUGAGGAGCCAGAAGAUCCAAGCAGCCGAUCCUUUUUUUCAGAAAUCAUCUCCUCCAUCUCUGAUGUCAAAUUUAGCCAUAGUGGUCGAUAUAUGAUGACUAGAGAUUAUCUGUCUGUGAAGAUUUGGGAUUUAAAUAUGGAAAACCGACCUGUGGAAACGUACCAGGUACAUGAAUACCUCAGAAGUAAACUUUGUUCGCUCUAUGAAAAUGACUGCAUUUUUGACAAAUUUGAGUGCUGCUGGAAUGGGUCGGAUAGCGUCGUCAUGACUGGCUCCUACAACAACUUCUUCCGAAUGUUCGAUAGAAACACCAAGCGUGAUGUCACAUUAGAAGCUUCUCGGGAAAACAAUAAGCCUCGUACGGUUUUGAAACCCCGUAAAGUCUGUGCGAGUGGCAAACGGAAGAAGGACGAGAUAAGUGUUGAUAGCUUAGACUUCAACAAGAAGAUCCUCCACACAGCCUGGCAUCCCAAGGAAAACAUAAUUGCUGUAGCCACUACAAACAACUUGUAUAUAUUUCAAGACAAAGGGAUUUAGGGUAGUGGUCCGAUCAGAGGAGUUCACUUCCUGUCUAGUUCAGAUAGGUGAACUUAGCAUUUGUAAACAAUAUAGGGGAAGAAAUGGAGCCAGAGAGAGAGAAGUUCGUUGCGGUGCACCUUCCCCAGUGUUUAAACAAUGUGCCAUAGUGACAACUCAUUUUUUCUAGAUAGCUACAUGGAUGGUCUCUCUCUAUCUAUCUCUCUCCCUCUCUGUCUUUCUGUCUCUCUCUCUCUGUUUCUCUCUUUCUCUCUCCCUCUCUCUUUUUCUGUCUUUGCUGGGCAGUUCUCCACUAGCCAUUUAGGUGGGGGGUAGGGCACUUUUUAACAUAAAAUGACUACUUGCACCAUCUCACCAAAUGGACUAGAGAUUGGAUCAUUGUCAACAUUGGGUUCCUCCAAUUUUUUAUGCCUUCCAUUGUGAUGACGUCAGCCACAGAGCAAAGCCUUCAAGUAAUGCUGUGGGAUUUCAUUGUGUAACCUCAUUACUGUAUUAUUUGUGCCCCCCCUUUUUUUUAAUUAAAUAACAGCUUGUUCUUGCUGUGGCUUGUAGCAUUCCUCUUAUGUCUCCUGGACUCCUUCUCCCUUUUACAAUCCCUUUCUCCAGCCCUGUGGUGGUGGUGGUGGUGGUAUCUAGAGAAGAAGAAGAAGGGAAAAAAAAUGAAAAGCACAUGAAAUGGAUCGGUGGUCAAGGGGAAGGAAAAAAGGGUCUCUUGCAAAGAGUAAAAUGUUUUAAUGAAAUGUUGACUGCAAUCACUCCUUGACAUGUCUGGCGCUGAAAAUGAAAAAGGAAAAAAAAACGUAAGGGGGAAAAAUAUACUGAAUAAAAAUGUCGAAUAAUG